AUGGAUUUGGAAGAAAAUCCUUCUUCAUCAGCGACGGAAGAAGACCAAACCGUGACGUCUUUCUUCGCCCUCAGCACGGGCAUAGCUCCAGCACCAGUGUUACUAAGACUAGGAAACUCGACUAUAGAUAGCACGAAAUCAUUCAAAGUACCACAACCUUCACAAGAACCGGCUCAGGGGACUUUAACUAUACAACCUAAUAAAGCACGUGCAGAUAUGGUCCCACAUGUUGUUUCUGUGAAGAAUACAUACUUCGAUCAUGACAGAAAAUAUGGGCCAACAUUUGAAGACACUCCUGAGGGAAAUAUGACUAAGAUCACAGUGCAGCUUGGUGAAGAUGCACAUUUGAAUUGUAGGAUCAGCCUUUUACUGGAUAAAACUGUAUCAUGGGUCCGGCGAAGAGGUAGGGACGAGAUGCCAGAACUGCUCACUGUUGGUGCUGUGACGUACGCCGCUGACAAUCGGGUAUCGGUAGCCCGGAGAUAUCCUGGCAACUGGAGAUUGCUCAUCAGGGAAGUAAAGCCGGACGAUGAAGGAGUCUAUGAAUGUCAGAUAUCGACACAUCCGCCGAGAGUAAGCAGGACUUUUCUGCAUGUUAACACUCCUCAAGUUUGGGUGGUAGACGAAGCCGGCGCUCCACUUCUGGAGAAGUACUAUGAGGCAGAGUCGACCCUCGCGCUGGUCUGCAGAGCCCGUCACGUGGACACACCAGCAGUGUUGACGUGGCUCCACGAGGGUCGUGCAUUGAAUGCUGAUACUACUAGGGGCGGCAUAAGUGUGAAGACGGAACAGGUGCCUGGUGGUGCUGAUAGCCUCCUAAGGCUGGCCAGGGUGAACAGCAGCGAUGCAGGAAACUACACCUGUGCAGUCAGGGGGGCCAGAUCACACACAGUAUCUGUGCAUGUGCUAAACGAGAGCUUGGCCGAGCUACACGCAGCAGCAAACUCCCUUCGUUCAGCGUCAGUGACUACUGUUAUAACGUUAUUAACCGUUUUAACUGUUAUUACUGAAAAACCGUUUAUAACAAUUGUUAUUCUGUUCGCGACACUAACGCACUUUCUGAUGUUCGAAGAUGUAACAGACGACCGCUUUAUUGUACUGUUACCCACGUGA
Diatraea saccharalis (sugarcane borer) is the source of this 1113-nucleotide messenger RNA. Lineage: Eukaryota; Metazoa; Arthropoda; Insecta; Lepidoptera; Crambidae. The record is from the annotation of a GenBank genome assembly.